UUCAAAGAAGUCUCGAGAAUUCAAAAAUGGAGUUCUCUGCUGAAAGUGCUAAAAGUCUCGAAGAACUUUUGAGUGCGAAGCAACUACAACAUAUAUUGGAUAGGCUUGCCAAAUCUGGAGCUCAGCUUGUUAGCUAUGAUCUCAAAUCGGCAACCGAGGGUAUCGCAGGGUUCCUCGGGGAUCACUUAAGGCUGACGCUUCACGUGAAGGAGGACUUUGUAAGGAAGAUACACUUGUUCGUUAAAUCCAUACCCAUGAGUAAUCAGCCGAAGGCUGAAUUUAUUACGCAAAAUCAGUUUAAUAAGAGGGAAGCUUUAAUGUUCAAAUUGUUUGAAGAGAUGGAGGGGAUGGAGGGGACGGAGGAUCCAAACCCCUGGCGACCGAAAGCUUAUAUUUACUCUGAAAACAUAUUAGUGAUGCCCGAUCUCUGCGCGGAAGGAUACAAAUCGUUUCCUGCUAAGAAAUAUUUAGAUAAAAAUCACGUAAUGGUCGCCGUAACAUCCAUCGCUCGCUUUCAUGCAGCCUUCUUCAACUAUAUUACAAAGAAAACUGCCAAUGGAAAGCGAUCAUACCACUUUCUAGAUGAUUGUAGUCAUAUUAUGACAGAACCGAUAUUUAUCGACUCGCCGUGGUUACACACAGCUGCAAAAUUAACGAGCAAAUUUCUAAAAGAACUGUCAAUAAAUUCUAAAAAGUAUCCAGACGAUUUGGAGGGACGAUUAGUUGAAUUUUAUAUUAAGACAUGUGAAAGUUUAAAAGUAUACGAAGACACUUUAAAUGUCAUCAUACAUAAGGAUUUAUGGAUAAAUAACAUCUUGUUUCGUUAUAAUGGAGAUCUCGUCACGAAUGCUGUGCUUGUAGAUUAUCAGUGUACGCGUUUUGCUCCACCGGCCUUCGACGUCAUGGCGUUUUUAUACCUAACUACGUCGAGAAAAUUUCGCGAGUGUUACGAAAAUGAAGUAUUGCGGCAUUAUUACUCAGUUUUUUUUCAAUCCUUAGAUAAUAAUUCAAAACUAAGGAUGGAGAGCUUUAAAUAUAAUCUUGAUAGUUUCCUGGAUUGGUGCGAGAAGGCAAGAAUGUUUGGUAUGGUGGAAGCGGCGGCGAUUUUUCCUUACAUUCUAAUGGAUCCGGUUAAAGCGCAGAAAACCUUCGAUAAUCCUGAAACCUACAUGGAAUAUAUGGUAGAAGACCGAUCAGGUCCAGUGAUAGAACAUGCUAGAGAAAACGAUUCCUAUAGAAACAAACAAUUGGAACUUUACGAAGAAUUAGUUGAAAAAUACAUUUAAUUCAUUAAUAUAUCAAA
This is a messenger RNA of Vanessa tameamea, 1303 nucleotides long. RefSeq lists its product as uncharacterized. The transcript has 2 exons. Lineage: Eukaryota; Metazoa; Arthropoda; Insecta; Lepidoptera; Nymphalidae. The record is from RefSeq and is a predicted model, not a curated record. Bases 27 to 1286 code for a protein of 419 amino acids.